AUGUCAAUAGAGGGCGAAAAAAUUCGGAUGGAAGCAAAGGAAAAGUGGGGAGAGGUAAAAAUCAUAAAAUCAAGCAAUUUUUCUUUUAAAAAAAUCAUUUUCAGAUAGCUGAAGCUUGCGUGGAUUCUUCAGAAGUCGAGCAAUAUACCGGCCUAAUCCAUAAGGCUUUCGCUCAUGUAAGAUGAUUCUGGAAUUCACGAAAUAAUAAUAUUUUUUUCAUUACCAAUCUCUUGAAAGAAAAUCUUAAAACACUCCUAUUAGUGACCAAAAUUGGUUCAUUCAAGUUUUCGAGACACUCCUGAGGUUUAGGGUCUGAAUCUCAAGCCUUUAAAGCUUAACUAAUGCCUGUAAGGGUCUUUCAUUUUAUAUUCUGAUUCGAAAGCCAAAAAGACCUAUAGGGACCACUAUCAUGCUACCCUAGAGUGACCACCAAGUAAAAACCCUAGAGGGGCCACUCUUGCAAGCUAUAUUGCCCCUAUAAAGGAGUUAAGGCGAUCCUAAAGGGGAACCUUCGAGUGUCCCUAAAGUUGCCCCUAUAGGGACCACUCUGGCGUAGUCUCAGUCCAUCAAGACGAGUUUUCAUAUCUUUUCCACCUUGUCUCGAAAGUUUUUGGAGACUUUGUCACGAUUAUGUUUCGGUCCCUCGUCUUCUGAAAGCCUGAUUCGAAUUUGAGAAAGCUCCUAUUAAUAUUUUUCAGGCCAAUUCGGAAACCCAACUCGAAACGAUUGGCUUUCGAGUUGGACAAGUUCUCGUCGAAAAAGUUUCCAAAGAUUCGCCCAAAUUGGUCACAGAAUUGGAGGUCUUCGAACAAAAAAACGAUUCUAAUUUUAUUUUCAGAUAGUUAAAUUCAUUUGCAAAGAGUUCUGGUCAGCGGUUUUCGGGAAACAAGUUGACAAUUUGAGGACCAAUCAUCAGGUUAAACUCUUUUUUUUUUGAAAGGAAAAUGAUUUUCGAAUAUUUUUCAUAGAACCUCGAAAGUGUCAAGAAAACGUUCAUUCCUCGUUUUUUUCGACUAGUUUUUUAUUUCAUUUUUUUAGUAGACUUUAGUAGAAAAUAUCGAACAUUCAUUUGGAAAAUGUUAAUAACUGGGCGUGUAACAGGAUUGCACGGAAGUUCGUUUUUUCCGCGUCAAAUAAGGCACAAAAAAAAUUAUCAGAAAAUUUCUACUUUUUAAACAGCAAACUCAUGUUAAUUUAAAGCUUAUUUUUUAGAAAAAAAAAAUGGUACUUUUUCUGUUCCGACUUUUUUUUAUUUCGCACCAUAAUUCGAUUAAUUAAACUUAAUAUACCAUUUUCACCUAACACUUGGUUUUUCGAGCUUCAAAAAAAUUCGUCAAAAUAAACAAACGCCUUUUUUAAAACUAUAUUGAAAAUUUAUGACCUGGGCAUAUUUUCAAAGAAAAGUGUAAUUACCCCAUUAUCACGGUAUGCUGGAAAAGUCGGUCGGUCGGUUUGGAAAAAAUAGGCCACGCCGCGAUUUCGCUCCAUGAAAAACUUCGAAUUUCAAACUGUUUCUUUUCUUUUCUGAAAUUUUCUUCCUUUUCAAAUUUUACUAAGAAGGUUUACGCUUUUUUUUUUCAAACUUUCGGCGUGGCCUAGUUUUCCAAACCGACCGAUCGACCGACUUUUGUUCCAGCAUGCCAGUUAUUACUUCUGUGUAUAGCUGAUUCACGGCUGGCUUGAGCCAUCGGAAAAAGGGUCCUGACACGAUAAUGCACGAGAUAGCGCAGACAGGACACGCCCUCUUAGCGUCCCAAGCUGGCCGUGAAUCAGCUAUAAACCUCUCGCCGUUAUCCGGCCUCUUUUAAUGGUCAUUCUGUCCUUCUAAAUGUCUUGUUUCAGGGCGUCUAUGUGGUACAAGACAACAAGUUCACCACGUUGCGGUGUUUCCCCGAAGGAACACAAUAUGUGAAAAGUUCUGGACGAUUUUUGGCCCUCCCUUGUGGGAUUUUGCGUGGCGCUCUCGAUAGUUUGAAUAUCCCUGUCAGUUUUGUUUUCGUGAAAGGAAAAAACCAGGAAAAAAGGGAUAUAAUCUUUUGAAAUAAAUCUUUUUUCGGUGUAAAAUUUUUCAGGCCUCUUCUUUACAUGGUUUGCAUUUUUGGCUGUUUUUUUGUUUUCAAACAUUAUUAUUUUUUUCAAAUCAUCAAUAAAAAAAUAUCUUAUCUUUCAAAAAUUUCGAAUGAUUAAUUUUCAGGCGAUUGUCACGGCGACCGUCGAAUCGAUACCGGCCGUCAAGUUUCAAUUGCAAAUCGCCGCCAAAGCAUAA
Messenger RNA from Caenorhabditis auriculariae, 2266 nucleotides. The record is from the annotation of a GenBank genome assembly. Lineage: Eukaryota; Metazoa; Nematoda; Chromadorea; Rhabditida; Rhabditidae.